AUGGUUCCUAACAUCAAAGAAACGUACGAAAAUCUUAACUUACUUUUUGACUUGGUAAAAAUAAACAAGAUAUCCUUUAAAUUUCUUUCUGACUUUAAAAUAAUUCUAAUGGUUAAUGGCUUACAGACAGCAACAUCGUCCUACCCAUGCCCUUAUUGCUGCAUUUCGUUAAAAGAACUUCGAUCAUACAGUGAAUAUCAUAAAGAGUUGCGCUCCUAUGGCGAUAAUACACUACAUUUUAAUAAAUUUGACUUAAUUUUUGAAAAAAAGUUAAAACGUGGAAAUGAAUCUUUUAGUACUAUCAAUAAAGCCAUUUUCAAAGAAGAAGAUGACGUUAAAAUUUUCAAGAAAUGUAUUAUUCCGGAACUUUAUCUUUUGCAAAGAUUUAUUAAUCAUUUAUUUUUUAAAGGACUUUUACCACUGCUAGGCAAAGAAAACGCAUUAAAAUGUCCUAAACAGCUACACUUAGUCACGAAAAAUUAUCAAGGAGAACUUUUUGAAGGGAAUGCCUGCAGAAAGUGGUUGAAAAAUGCAGAAGAUUUAAAGUCAAAAGGGAUAUUAGUCAACCUGGAAGAAGUUUAUGGUAUACCCUUUGUUGUGGCUUUCAACACAAUGAAUCGUAUUGUUGAAAAGUGUUUUGGUUCGAAGCUGCUUUGUACCUUAAGUAAACUGAAGGCUGACAUGUCACUUUUGAAAGCAGUUUUAAAGGGCGCAGGAGUCUCGCAGACCCUUUGGAGCAUCUUGUAG
Molecule: messenger RNA, 747 nt
Organism: Brassicogethes aeneus
Lineage: Eukaryota; Metazoa; Arthropoda; Insecta; Coleoptera; Nitidulidae
Source: the annotation of a GenBank genome assembly